Notolabrus celidotus (New Zealand spotty) is the source of this 4883-nucleotide messenger RNA. It is a transcript of the gene slc38a3b, whose product is annotated as solute carrier family 38 member 3b. The transcript is spliced from 17 exons. The record is from RefSeq and is a predicted model, not a curated record. The coding region runs from base 460 to 2001 and encodes 513 amino acids. Lineage: Eukaryota; Metazoa; Chordata; Actinopteri; Labriformes; Labridae. Gene Ontology annotation, biological process: asparagine transport; amino acid transmembrane transport; histidine transport. Gene Ontology annotation, molecular function: L-asparagine transmembrane transporter activity; L-glutamine transmembrane transporter activity; L-histidine transmembrane transporter activity.
GCCUUUUAAGCGCAAUUCCUCACGAAAAGUUUAAACCCUUGUGACCACCACGGUCUCUGAUCUUCUCUGUCUAUCUCCCCUACUAACCUGACACCAGUGGUAGAACCUACAGCGAGCAGCGCAUCUAUAGGGGGUUUGCAAAGGAGGCGGACCCAACGCGACCCCCACAAUUGAGUUUCAGAGUGUGUUACAAUGCCGACCAUUUCUCUGGAGCGCAUUGAGUAGCUGUUGGUUCACAGAGCAACGGUCCGAAUGCGCGUUAAAACCCACGCUUGCAGAUACUUUAUCACGUUUCUUGAGAAAAGGAGAGAGCAUAGGCGCACGGAGGAAGACUCUCGUCAUUUUAUUUAUUGCCACUCAUCAGAGGACUUAACUCCGUGACAAGAACCUUUGAUAUUCAGGAAACAAUUAUCUUCACUGAACACACAAAACCAAAGCGAGUCUGUUACAUCCUGGAGGAUGGAACCUGCUCAGUCAGAGAUGAACAUCUUAUCCAACGGGAAAAGUCAUGAUCUGGGAGAUGAAAUGAGUGUGCCAGUGAAGACGUUUCCAGAAGAGGAUCAAAAUGGCACUCAAACAGUCAGAUUUGAUGAUCCUGAAGGAGGACUGGAGAAUGAGGAAUUUUUGCCCACUGCAGAUGGAAAGAAGCCUCCCCGCUUCACAGAUUUUGAAGGAAAGACCUCUUUUGGCAUGUCUGUCUUCAACCUGGGAAAUGCUAUUAUGGGCAGUGGGAUCCUGGGAUUGGCCUAUGCCAUGGCCAACACUGGAAUACUCCUAUUCUGGUUUCUUCUAACUGCUGUAGCAGCUCUGUCUUCUUACUCCAUUCAUCUGCUGCUCAAAUCCUCAGGCAUUGUAGGGAUUCGAGCUUAUGAACAGCUGGGGUACAGAGCCUUUGGCACUCCAGGAAAAAUGGCUGCUGGUAUCGCUAUCACCCUGCAGAACAUUGGAGCCAUGUCCAGCUACCUGUACAUCGUCAAAUCAGAGUUACCUCUGGUCAUCCAAGCUUUCCUGAAGGUCGAACCCAGCUCUGAACUGUGGUACUUGAAUGGAAACUACCUGGUCAUGAUGGUCUCUGCCAGUAUCAUCCUGCCCCUGGCUCUGAUGAAACAGCUUGGUUACCUUGGCUAUACCAGUGGCUUUUCUCUCAGCUGCAUGGUGUUUUUUCUCAGCGCAGUUAUCUACAAGAAGUUUCAGAUUCCCUGCCCGUUUGAGGAGUACUCCUCUAACAGUACUGCUGCCCUCCACAGUCUGAAUGUCUCAAGUCACAGCCAUGAGUACAACAACGGUCUAGCUCAUGAGGAAGAGGACUGCUCCCCCCGAAUGUUCACCAUCAACUCCCAGACAGCAUACACCAUUCCCAUCCUAGCCUUCGCCUUUGUGUGCCACCCUGAGGUGCUCCCCAUCUACACUGAACUCCGCAACCCAACAAAGAAGAAGAUGCAGAAAGUGUCCAACCUCUCCAUCUUAGUCAUGUACACAAUGUACUUUCUGGCAGCUCUGUUUGGGUACCUGACCUUCAAAGGCAAUGUGGAGCCUGAACUGCUGCACACUUACAGCAGGAUUGACCCUUACGACACUCUGAUCCUGUGUGUGCGAGUGGCCGUCCUCACAGCUGUAACACUGACUGUCCCUAUUGUGUUGUUCCCCGUACGUAGAGCCAUCCAGCAGAUGAUAUUCCCAACCAAGUCUUUCAACUGGCUGCGUCACACUGCCAUCGCUGUCGUUCUGCUCACCUUAAUCAACAUGCUGGUGAUAUUUGCCCCUAACAUCUUGGGCAUCUUUGGCAUCAUUGGUGCCACAUCUGCUCCAUGCCUCAUCUUCAUCUUCCCCGCUGUCUUUUACAUCCGCAUCGUCCCGAAAGAGGAUGAACCCAUGAACUCUAAACCCAAGAUACUGGCUGCGUGUUUUGCUGCCCUGGGCGUCUCCUUCAUGGUGAUGAGUCUGAGCUUCAUCAUCAUCGACUGGUCUACAGGGGGCGGUCAUGCUGCAGGAGGCCACUAGAUGCUGCUACAGAGUGUGUGUGUGUGUAUGUGUGUGUGUGUGUGUGUACGCAAGUAUUUUGGGGGAAAGGGAGCAUUAUCACCUCAGUGGGAACACACUACAGGGCUGCCCAGCUCACACCCUGGGCUUUAUAUCCGUACAAAACAUACAGAGCAGUAUGUUGGAAUAUCACAAUACUGAUCAAGCUCUUUAACCUUGUGACUGGAAUGUAACACAUAUCUGACAUAUUGAAUUAACAUAGUGCAAUGCAAUUUCUAUGAAUAAUUAGGACUGAACAGGGUCUGUUUAAUUCAUUUCUGUUAGAGAGUGACUAUGUCCAUCCAUGAUGGUGAAAAGGUCCUUUCCUGUUGCCACCUCUUUAUUUCCACACAAACAGCUGCAGCUGGUACUGUACAGGAGAAAAAACACAUGAUUGUCUUUUGGCCAAGGACAAGAAGACAUCAGGAUAUAAACAGAGAGAUUAACGGUGAAAUAACUUGUUAUUUUUACAGAAAUGUCAAUUAUUUUUAAAAAGACGCACAAAAAUGGAAGGUCAGAUGAUCUCAUUUCUAACCAGCAGCCUCUGAAAAGUUCAUUAAGGUGUCAGAUAAAGACAAAAAAAAGUGCUUAAACGCCGUAGAGAGCAGAUGACUUUUCACAUUGUGAUCUCUCGAGAGCCAGAAAAGCUUUUAAGUUAAUUGUCUAGGCUUUUGUUUCAGACCUGCAAACUUUCUUCAGAAACCCUGGUGCCUUUAAGCGUUUGGAGCAGCACUCAAACAUACAGUUUUAGAAGAAAAAAAACAGGAGUGUAUAUUUAUUUAGCUACUUUAUCUGUGUUUUUAAUUCAGAUGGACUAUAUUUAACUACUGUAUAUGAUGAAGUCAAUGAUCCAAGUAUAUUAUGUAGUAUGUCAUUUUUUAUUUUAGCUUAAGUAUAAACAAGAAGGAGCAUGUAAUGAUGAAGUGCUUUAUGAAAUACUAAGAGGUUGAUUUUAGAACAAAUAUGCCAAACUGUGACCGUAGAUAUUAACCAAGUAGAGUUUAAGUUAACCACGACAGUUUUCCUUUGAUUUUAGCUAAGUAAUCACAUCAGUAUGAAUUUUUGAAUCCUACUUUAAAGUUUUAAAUUAUAAGAUUUAACAAAUUGAGAAAACACUUCUUCACACUCUUUGAUAAACUGAAUAAUCAACAUUAUUUUACCACAUUUUUUUCAAGUUUGAUCCCCAAACUUGAAUCAAAUCCAUAUUUAGUAAACAAUUUAGGGAACAUUUUAUGCAUUUGCUUUCCCAGUUAGUGAAGCAGAUUAACACCACACUAUUAUAUCUGUAAGAUACCACUAUAGACAGAAGGCAGUUAGUGUAGCUUACCAUGACGUGAGGGUGAACUGCCCGCUAUUUUAUAGCCAGGUGAAAUAAACAGCCCAUCAGCACAGGUAUUGACACAUCAAAUCUAUUUUAGGUCUUCAAAAGGCAAAAAUAUGUGGCAACUUGAGGAUAAUAAGUAUAUUAAAUCCAUGCAAAUAAAACCUAACACUGUAUUAGCAAGACAUCACAAAGGGUAUGCUAGAAAAGUUGUUUAUUUUUGUUGUUCAUGUGAACUCAUACCCUCUCGGGUUCGCCUGGCAAUGUGUGUUUGUAAACAUUGAUCCACAGGUGGGUGUGGUGGAGUUAAUCCAGUUUAUUUGAUUAAUUUUAAGAUGUAUAAGGCUUUUUUAAAAAAUUGUGCUGUAACGUCUUUGCUGUACUGGUUUGUAGUUCUUUGAUCUGCGAUCACCCUUGUUGACUAAUUAAUUCUGAUUUAUACUUCUGCGUCUCCCCUACACAGCAGGGGCAGACUUGAAGUUUUGUGUUUGCAUGCUGUGAUGUCACGUCUGUCCAUGGUGUGUAUGGUGACCUGCACAGUAACACAGACUUUCACGCUUACACUGUCAUAUAUAUAGAUGUUAUUGUAAUACUGUACUUUUGGCAUCUUAUAGUGAAGUGUAUUGGAGUUAAGACAUGUGCUGUUGUUAUUAUGGUGUUAUAUCAGUGUUAUGAAGCCUGGUGUCAAAGAUGCUACAUGGUGCAAACAUUACUUUUGCUUUAGCUUAAGUUAGGUAUUUGGUUAUAUGUUGUUGGUAAUCGUUCAGGCGAGUUUUGUGUCCCAUAAUAGCACUGACAACUUACAAGACAUUAUUUUUUAAAGAUUAGAGGAUCAUUUUAUUUUAACUAAAUAUAGAUCACAGAUUAAAAAAUUAUAUCAACUGCACAAGCUGUUAAGCCUGACAAAAUAGACUCAGUGAAAUGUCAUAACAAAUAUAUGCUGCUCUUAUCCAAAGAAGGUUUGAAGAAGUAAUGACUAAUCAUUACUCUUCUCCUUUUAUUUAUGUUGAACUAUUUUAUGUUUGUUACACAGUUUUGAUUCUUGAUAUUUGUGGUUGAUUUAGGAACAACAGUAGAGGAAACAUGUAUUUACAUCCAUCCCUUUUCUUUAGCACAUGCUACCAGCAGUGAUGGGCGUGGUGUAGCUUUGUCAUAUUUAGUACACAGAGUUUCUCUUGAUUUUAAGGGAUUGUGCCAAAAUAACAACUGACUACCUGCUGCUUUGAAAUGCCUAAUGCUUUAAAACAGGUACACAGUUCUAAAUCUUGACAUAAUAUUUCUAACAUGAUAUUUUCAUUUACUUAAACUGAUCAAUGUGGUAUUUUGUUAUAGCUGUUGUUCUGACAUAAAUCCAUGAGCAUGACACGACUAUAAAAGUAUAAUAUGGCCCAUGAAUUUUGAUGAAUAAGACGUGGCUUUCUAUAAAUAAUGUAUAUAUAAAUGUAAACCUUUUAUAUUUGUGAUGCAUAUUUACAGUAGCUUGUAAAGUGUAAAUAGCAGGGACAGUUUUAGUUUGGCAAUAAAAUAAUUGUAGAUGUUUUUA